CCUGAGCUAGCUAUGGCCAGCAGCUCUUGGGGUCCUAUGGCUGAGGUGGACACUGGGAGCGACCAGAGGCAGUUCAUCUGCCGUCUAGGCCUGCCCAGACGAUGUCAUGGUCAACCAUCAGCAUGCAACUGAGCAGCUCAGGGUUGGAGACAGAAACCCGGGUUCUGCUCCCUGCCCUGUCGCCGCUGGGGCACCUUGAAUGAGGAAAUUGAAGCAAUGGCCGCUAUAUAUGGCGAGGAAUGGUGUGUCAUUGAUGACUGCGCCAAAAUAUUUUGUAUUAGAAUUAGCGACGAUAUAGAUAACCCUAAGUGGACACUUUGCUUGCAGGUGAUGCUACCGAAUGAAUAUCCAGGUACAGCUCCACCAGUUUAUCAACUUAAUGCUCCUUGGCUUAAAGGACAAGAACGUGCAGAUUUAUCUAAUAGCCUUGAGGAAAUAUAUAUACAGAAUGUUGGUGAAAGUAUUCUUUACCUAUGGGUGGAGAAAAUAAGAGAUGUUCUGAUACAAAAAGCUCAGAUGACAGAACCAGGCCCAGAUGUAAAGAAGAAAACCGGAGAGGAAGAUGUUGAAUGUGAAGGUGUUAUCCUUUCAGCAUGUCCACCAGUUAGAGCAUUGGGUUUUGAUAAUAGUCAAAAUCAAGCAGGUGCAGCAACCAGGAUGGUUGAAACAGAAGAAUUACCUCCGAUCGAUCAUGGUGUCCCUAUUACAGACCGGCGGAGUACUUUUCAGGCACAUUUGGCUCCAGUAGUUUGUCCCAAGCAGGUGAAAAUGGUUCUUGCCAAACUGUAUGAGAAUAAGAAGAUAGCCAGUGCCACGCACAACAUCUACGCGUACCGAAUAUACUGUGAGGAUAAACAGACCUUCUUACAGGACUGCGAAGAUGAUGGGGAAACAGCGGCUGGUGGACGACUUCUCCAUCUCAUGGAGAUUCUGAAUGUGAGAAAUGUCCUGGUGGUAGUUUCGCGCUGGUAUGGAGGGAUUCUGCUCGGACCAGAUCGCUUUAAACAUAUCAACAACUGCGCCAGAAACAUACUGGUGGAGAAGAACUACACACACCCACCGGAGGAAUCAUCUAAGGCUUUGGGAAAGAACAAAAAAGUAAGAAAGGACAAGAAGAGGAGUGAACAUUAGUGUAUGAAAGGUUAAUUUGCCUAUAAUUACAUACGAAUUCCACACUCAUGGAAGAACAUACCGGGCAGAGAGGGGACCGUGGACUGCUCAAAUUAGCCAGUUCAUCAUGGACACCACCGUUACUGUCUCUUCUUUGGUUCUAUCAUCUGCCGAAAAUAGAGAACUCGUGAUAUAUUCAUGUGUGUUUCAGGCUGGCUUGGAAGACGUAAUUUGAACUAAUCACCACUUUACCUAAUUUUAGGAAGGUAACAGUUGCCCAGGGCAGUACCUGAAUUAACUGUCCGUUUCAGUACAUGUCAAGUGCCUUUGUUGGGGGGGGAAGAAAUGUCUCUGGAGGAAUAUAAAUAUCUGAUUUCUUGUCAUCGGGGUUCUCAUUUUGUUAAAUGAAUAUGGCCUUUUACUGCUCUUUAUGGCUUAUUGGAAUAGGAGCUCACUGAAGAUUGAUCUUGGAGAGUUUCUUCUUGUGAUUUUAGUUCAAAAGUGUGUCACCUUUCAUGUUACAGUGUCCCAUCAUUGAGCAGUGCAUCGAGUGAAGUUUCAGGAGUUUUAUCUGCAGCUACGUGCUGAAGUCAUUCAUCCAACGUAUUUGCUGGAUUAAUAUAGCAUAAGUGGUAUACCUCAGUUUCUGUCACAGAUUAGUGAUUGUGAAAUUUCGAACAGUGGUUUUUCUAGCCUCUAGUUUUUUUGUUUAAUUCUUGUAAUGUAAGCAGUAAAUGUGGAGUGUCAGUAGUCUCCUCCCUCCCCUGAAAUGUGCUGGUGUAAUAUUCUGGUUUCCUUUAUCAGCCUGGAGGUAGGUACCUUUGCUGUGUGCUCUUCGCCGAGGAUUAGAACUGUGCUAGAGCUGUGCCGUGAUUGAUGGGACAUAAAUGGAAUGGAGGUGGCGGGACGGCACUGGUGCGGGCCAGGGUGUGCUGUGCCGUUAUGGAAAUGGGGUGCACGUUUCCAGCUGCAUUCCAGCCGUCUUUCUCAAUGCCAUGGCUGUGCAGAGAAGGAACCAACCUUUGAUUGGAAAAAGAAAGAAAAUUCCUUUUCCCCCGCUAUUAUCUAAUGUACCUUUCCACCAGCGUUUCAUGUUCUUUCUUGCAUCCGCAAGUUGUGUGCUUUGCCUCUAGGCACCUAGACAGUAGCUUUGCCUUUGCAGUAUAACAAAUCAUUACCUGUUCCCCCUCAGACGUGAUCACAAACAAUUAUUAAAAGUUAAUCUCUCACAGGUUCCUGAAAUUCCCUUCCAAAGACAGGGAGCAGAGGUUAGGAGGCGGCUUGCAGGGGUGUUGGACUUGGACAGCAUCAGAGAGUAGUGGACACAGGCGCAUGUUUUGUUUCUGUUCUCUGAUGUUUUACCUUAAAAAAAAAACUCAACUAACAUAGUACUUUUAAUAAGAAAUUCAUAAAUACUUGCACACUAGGAUGGAUCCUGAGAAACCUGUAUUUGUUGUGUGUUCAGUGUUGCAGUUGCGAAGUGCCAUCAGAAGAUGGGUUUAGGACACAACCUCAGAUUCCAUGAAAAAUUAUGUGCUCUAUUAACUUAAAAUAAUUAAAUUUAAAAACCAUUAAUUAAAAUAAUUUCACAACUUUGGCAUAGCAAACCUGUGAUAGAAGAUAUAAACCAGUAAGAAUUUGAUGCUGCAGAAACGUAAAUGAGUUCAUUUUUCUGCAUCACCAAAUUUGCAUUUCUUCCUGACUGUUUUAUCUAAAAUUUAAGUCUUUAUAGAAAAUCUUUUAUAACUGGGAUCUCAUUUUUUUAUUUAAAAACAAAUCUCAUUUUUGCUUCUUUCUACAAAGUUAUUAACCACAUUCUCCUGACUGACAAACCUACUCAUACCUAAUCUUUGCCCAAAGUCAGUUAGUUAAUAAGUAAAGUCUAAAAGUCUCUAAUUCUGGAACCUGAGUUAUUUCACACUCUCAUUUAUAGACACUAAUAAUAGGUAUCAUUUUUUCUCUACUUAAAAUUUAUCUUGAGAGGAUUUUCAGAGUCUCCAAAUAAUUUUCUGUGGUCAAGUACCGUAUUUUGUCAUGUAUAAUGUCCACUUUUUUGCCCAAAGUUUCAAGGGAAAAACAAGGAUGUGCAUUAUACAUGGGUAGUACCUAAAAUACCUUGUAUCCGUUCUUGUAUUUUCUUAUUAUUCGUUACAUAAAACUUCUUGUACCAUAAAUUGUUCAACAAUAAAUGCUAAAAUUCCUUUACAGUACAAAAAACGAGUUAUCUAAAUAUAAAUAAAUAAUUGAAUUUAAAAAUUAAAAUGAAAGAUUUUUUUUCUUGGAAAUUUGGGCCAAAAAUGUGGGUGCGCACUAUAUGCGGGAGCACAUUAUACAUAGCAAAAUACGGUAAAUCUGUGUGGUGGCAUGUUUUUCAGUAUCUGUGUCAGUUAGACAUACUCUCCGUAUACCAGGAUGUAAGAGCAGGUAGUACUUACUUUUUAAAGGGACUAGCGGUAUGAUUUGCAGGUAUAUAUCAUGAAACAGAGCCCACUUGAAGAGAACUGUGUCACACUGAUCACAACUGGGAAAGAAUGGCAUGAAACAGAUAGUGUUCUGUGGGGAAGGUGACAUUUAUUGGGAAAGUUGUAGAAUUACCUCUAAUUCCACCGUCUACAUAGAGAUAACCAUUAGCAACAUUUGGUACGCACAGCCUCCUAUUUUUUUCCUGUGCUUGAUUUUGUACAUAUGCUAUUUUUCUUUCCACAAAAUAGUAUUAAGCUGUAUAUACUGUUUUGUAUCUUGAUAUUUCAUAUAGAAGUAUAUUGUUAACAUUUUCCCAUGUCAAUAAAUAUUAUUCUGUGGUUUAAUUUCUUAU
Molecule: messenger RNA, 3925 nt
Organism: Artibeus jamaicensis (Jamaican fruit-eating bat)
Lineage: Eukaryota; Metazoa; Chordata; Mammalia; Chiroptera; Phyllostomidae
Gene: IMPACT
Product: impact RWD domain protein
Exons: 13
Coding region: 217-1131 (304 amino acids)
Biological process (GO): regulation of translational initiation
Cellular component (GO): cytoplasm
Molecular function (GO): protein binding
Source: RefSeq, a predicted model, not a curated record